AUGGUGAAAACAAGAUAUGAUUACAGAACAGAGAAGGACGAAGCAGAAGAAACGAAGGAGGAUGCUCAUCAGAAACUGGUAAAACGUCAGAUUUUAAAGAAUUAUUACGAAUCGCUGCUAAGUCUCGAAAAGUCGAGGAGAGAGAUGCAAGAACCAGACCUGGAGAAUCUUCUCGACUCAUCAGAACAAGUUAAGAAGCUCAUGAAUCUCCGUGGAGGAAAUAUAGAAUAUUUCACCGGUUUUGAUGACGAUGGAAAGAAAUGGAAUCUUUCUCGAGAACCUGUAGAAAGGAGAGAAGAGAGAGCACCAACGAAUCCAGAGUUGAGGAUCUUGGAAACUGCGUUUCAUGAAACAGUGUCUCGGUUCGGGAAAUCUGAGAACGGAUCUUCUUCUAGAGAAUGGAGUCUUAGAGAGAGUAAAAGCAGAGUGGUUUCUCUUGGGAUCAAGUUGACUCGUGCUCUGAUAAAAGUCUCCUUACUGGCUCUUCAUACGAGCCAAAGAGAGAAACAAUUAGCGCUCAAGAUAUGGAUCUUACUGCGAUCUUGCAAGGAACAAUCCGCAUUAGUAGCGAUGAAUCUUUAUGGUCGUCUUGAUAGAUCAAAAGAGUUGAAUGCAAUGAAUCUUGAGCUUGAUCGAUGCGCUCAACAUGUGAGAAGAGUGGAGAAAGCGAUCGAAGAUAUGAUGUUUCGACGAUCUCUGAGAUUGAAGCAUAAACCUAAAGAUUUCUGGAAGAAAAUGGAAGCAGAGAUCAACAAGUGUUGGGGUGAGUCUUUCUGGAAAUAUGUUGAAACAACAAGGAGAUUGAAAUCUGUUGUUGCAUCUGACAGUAUCGUCUACUUGCUUUGUUUGAGAUUCAAGCUUGGAGUUUAA
Molecule: messenger RNA, 870 nt
Organism: Arabis nemorensis
Lineage: Eukaryota; Viridiplantae; Streptophyta; Magnoliopsida; Brassicales; Brassicaceae
Source: the annotation of a GenBank genome assembly